Quercus lobata is the source of this 1692-nucleotide messenger RNA. RefSeq names its product F-box/FBD/LRR-repeat protein At5g56420-like. The record is from RefSeq and is a predicted model, not a curated record. The coding region runs from base 87 to 1532 and encodes 481 amino acids. Gene Ontology annotation, molecular function: protein binding. The transcript is spliced from 4 exons. NCBI's taxonomy places the organism in Eukaryota, Viridiplantae, Streptophyta, Magnoliopsida, Fagales, Fagaceae.
GUAUCAAACUGUGCCUAAUAAAAAAGAAACCCCAGCCCACCUGGACUGGACCUGAAUAAAAGAGUCUGGUAGUCAGAGCCUCCACUAUGGAGAUCGUCCGGCGACGCCGUGCAAUCGGGGAAACCAUGAAUGUAAGUCCUUUAGCACGCAAAGCCAAAAACCAGAAGCUAAAUGAUGAACAGAACACAGAUAGAAUAAGCAAUCUACCUGAUGCGAUUCUUCAGCGCAUUCUAACCUUACUUGAAACAAAAGAUGCUGUUAAAACAAGUACAUUAUCAAAAAGAUGGCAGUACCUAUGGAUGUCCAUUACUGAUCUUGUGUUUGUGGAGGAUGGGCCAGAUAAGAGGAAGAAGAGGGUGCAAUUCAUGAAUUUUGUGGAAAGGGUACUUGUGCUUCGUGACUCCUCAGAUUUGACUCUAUUCGUGCUUUCAUGUGAUGUGCUAAAUGAUGCCUCUCGCAUUAAUGCAUGGAUUUCGGCUGCAGUAAUGCACAAAGUUCAAGUGUUAUCUAUUGGCCUCGGUAGUGAUGAAGAUUCAAGGUGUAAUUCUGAAGAACCAAUCGUGCUGCCUCAUUGCCUAUUUACUUCUGAAUCACUGACAUAUUUCUAUCUGGAGUUGUUUGUUCUUCUCAAGGUUCCUUCUUCCAUCCGGUUUUCAAGUCUUAAGACUUUGAAAAUAAGGUUUGCUAUAUUUCCAGAUGACCGCUCGAUGCAACGCCUUUUCUCUGGUGUCCCAGUCCUGGAGGAUUUAACUUUAGAUGCAUGCUGUUGGUGGAAUGUCAGAUCUGUUUGUAUUUCUGCUCCCAUGCUUAAAACCUUAGCCAUAUAUGAAACUGUAGACAGUCUGGAUCAGGAUGAUUGUCAAUUCUUGAUUUUUGGAAUAAGUCUCAAAUACUUUUACUAUGGAGGUGCAUUGAGAAAUGAAUAUUUCUUCUAUAAAACUUCAUCUCUAAUGAAAGCAGUUAUAUAUUUGGGUGGAAAAGACUCUAUAGAAAAGGGCAAAAGACAGAGAGAAGUUUCUUACCGGGUGCAUAAACUUCUCAGAGGGCUCUCUUUAGUAAAAGAACUCGCUAUCACUCCUUACAUUAUUGAGGGUCUCAGUUAUGCAGAGGAACUGUUAACUCAUCUGCCUGUGUUUUGUAAUUUGACCUGUCUUAAAUUUAUUGGGGAGCCAAUGAAUUUUGCUUCUGGAGCACUGGGGAACAUAAUUCAGAAGCUUCCUUGUGUGAAUUCUCUCAAAUUUAACGUGGGGAUCUUCCUGUCUCCAUUUUGUGAAGAAGGUGAAUGGAAGUUGGAUCCUGUUGCUCCUUGUUUCUCAACACACCUCAAGUCCAUCACAAUUAGGGAGUUCGGUGGAACUAAAGGAGAGUUACAUGUGGUGAACUUUUUGCUUGAAAGUGCUCUAAUUUUGGAGAGGUUGGUCAUAUCCUGUUCACUUGAUAAGUUCUCUGGAGGUGUAGGGCGGCAAAAGGAGGUUCAUGAUCAACUAAUGCUAUCUAGACGAUCAAGGACUUGUGCAAUUGAAUUUUCAUGAGCCUUUCUUGAAAUUCCAACCACAGUUUGGUCAUUUCUGAGUGUUUGUUUCCAACAUUAUCCAGAACAUGUAAGAAUUAUGGCAGGACAUCUUUUGCUUCAUGUUUUGACUUCCGUCAUCUAAUUUCAAUCAUAGCUCCAGAGUUGUAUGUUUUCAACUA